AUGUACACUCAAACCCUCUUCUCCCUGGUGGCAGCCGCCUCCACCGUCCUCGCCGCUCCCAGCCCGCGCCCACGCGUCAACCGCGCAGACCCGAAAUGCCCCAUCGUCUUCGACGGCCGCGUGCCCCUCAACACAGCGCCUACCUUCUUCGACACGUCCGCGACGAACACAAUCUUCAAUCCUGACUUCGUCAAAGGUAACGACCUGAAAUGGAGCCAGAUACUCAAAUUCCCCAACGACUCGUCCCGCUUCGACGGCAGCAAGUUCACCGCCGUCGAAGUGACGCUGUCGGACAAGUCCAUCUUCCAGAAGCAGAACGGCUUCCGACGCGCGGGCCUGCAGUUUAGCAAGGACGCGGCCGAUGGCGAGGGAGGCAAGGGCGUCAAGACGCUACACUGGAGCGUCAAGCAGGAUGCCGCGCGGCCGCUCAAUCUGACACACGAGUACCUCAACGUGUGGCACGAAGCCGCGGACUUCAGCAACAACCAGAUCCAGUUCCAAGCCGGGUCUAUCAUCGGCAAGUCCAACGCGGAUAAGAAUAACUUCAAGAUCCUGGACCGCAAUGGCAAUAGCCUUUACAGCGUCGCCAUCGACAAGAAGCAGUGGCAGAACUUUGCGCUCAAGCUGGAUUAUCUCAAGAACCAGGUUACCAUCUACUACUCCGCCGGCACCGCAGAACUCAAGUCCGUCGCUGGACCCAAGUCGGUCAAUCUCGCGGGCGGCGGCCAGUUCCAGCUCGGCAUACUCAAGAAGCCCACUGGCAGUUCCGACGUGGUCAAUACCGGCUACCAGAGCCCGAAUCUGAAUGAGGGCCAGAUUUACGGCGGCUUCUUCCUCGAGGAUAGCGCUGAUGGCUGCGUCAGCUUGUAG
Cucurbitaria berberidis CBS 394.84 is the source of this 870-nucleotide messenger RNA. RefSeq names its product glycoside hydrolase family 131 protein. The record is from RefSeq and is a predicted model, not a curated record. The transcript is spliced from 2 exons. Lineage: Eukaryota; Fungi; Ascomycota; Dothideomycetes; Pleosporales; Cucurbitariaceae. Bases 1 to 870 code for a protein of 289 amino acids.